Geosmithia morbida is the source of this 354-nucleotide messenger RNA. RefSeq lists its product as uncharacterized. The record is from RefSeq and is a predicted model, not a curated record. NCBI's taxonomy places the organism in Eukaryota, Fungi, Ascomycota, Sordariomycetes, Hypocreales, Bionectriaceae. The transcript has 2 exons. Bases 1 to 354 code for a protein of 117 amino acids.
AUGGAAAGCCAGUCUAUGCUCCUCAGCCUGUCCACACCGGGAGUUCCCAACUUGCCUGCCUCAGAAACAUCCUCAUCUCCGCCUAUUCCCGCGGAAAUCGACACCCAUAUCGCCCCCAGCGCCACAUCGGGGCAGGCCGUCAUUCCGACCUCACAGUGUUUCGCAUCUCCACCAGGAAAUACGACCCAACCCUAUGUACCGCCUAUUCUCUCGUCCUUGUUCCCCGGUGGUUCGGCCGACUAUGAUCUUAAUCUUGAACCUGAGAGUACAGAGUUUCUGUCAGCCAUGAUUCGAAACGGAAGUAUUGCAGCUUUUGACCACGAGCAGGCUAUAGCAGCUUGGUUUGAUAACUGA